Messenger RNA from Dibothriocephalus latus, 516 nucleotides. NCBI's taxonomy places the organism in Eukaryota, Metazoa, Platyhelminthes, Cestoda, Diphyllobothriidea, Diphyllobothriidae. The record is from the annotation of a GenBank genome assembly.
CUGAAGCAACAAAUAGCAAUGCUAUGUGAUGUUUUCAAUACGGAACUUGGACAAAAUAUAGAAUCAGUCGAGGAUAGAAUAAACAAGGCGCUGUCAAAAAUGUUUGACUUCAAACAAGAAAUCGUUAAACAGUUAGAGGAUUUGCAUGAAGUGCUCGUGUCACAAAUCCACGAUGUACAACAGCGUAGUCUUCAAGUGUUGGAAAAAGUUGAGCAACAUUCGCUAUCCGAUAUUGACGCUCAGAUCAAGGAGAUUGAUAAGCUUCGUGCUCGUGUCAGUGCCAUACUGGCAAACUCGGCAGACUUAGAAAAGGAAGGAGAUAUUGGAAACCUGGUCAAAAUUGAUACCGAAAUAACGCACCUUCAAAAGGACAUUGAAUCCGCAGAAGCGAAAGUCGCCGCCUUAAAGUCAAAUAAUGUGACUAAGGAUAGACUUACCCUGGAAAGUCUCAAAAUUAAUCUAGCCUACAAAAACGUAUGUUUUGCACAAUAUUACACGACAUUUCUUUCUAAUUGA